This is a messenger RNA of Salvelinus fontinalis (brook trout), 2118 nucleotides long. RefSeq lists its product as uncharacterized. Bases 316 to 1494 code for a protein of 392 amino acids. NCBI's taxonomy places the organism in Eukaryota, Metazoa, Chordata, Actinopteri, Salmoniformes, Salmonidae. The record is from RefSeq and is a predicted model, not a curated record. The transcript is spliced from 5 exons.
AGGGAGGAAAGUGUGAUCACAAGGCUGAGACUGGUUUCAUCAUUGUCAGAAGGAGAUGGAGACAGUGAAACAUGUUCCAUUUCAGUGCCAACAAUAUGUGAGGGAAAGGGAGAAUUUGUUGUUAGAUUUAAGGAGUAAUGGGGUUAAGGAGCCAAUAUUAAGUGAACUGCUGGGGAAAUCUUCAGGGGGUGUAGUAUUUAAUGAUGUAUUUUGCUUCCUUAGGGAGAUGAGAAUAAUGGGUAGGAUUUAGAUCUUCCGGUCUCUGGUUAACACUCCAGUCCAGCUGGUGGCGGUAAUGCACCUUAAAAAAAUCCAAUGAAGAAGAAGAAAACGAAAGUAGUUAUUUCUCAGGACAUCCAACGCUCUGGGAGAUACAUCUAUAGUUUGAGUUUGAAUCCUUGGGCAGUGAAGCACAGCAUGGGUUGGAUACUCUUCUACUGUGUUUUGACAUUGAUGGUUGGCCUUCUUGAAUGCCCCUCGAUUGGUAAUGGUAUCAUUCUUAAAACUGUGAAUUUGAAGGACAAUGUCACUCUCCCUUGCAAUGGAACCUGUGACAUUGGCAUCGUUUGGAGGAUUGUGGAUGGCCAGGUCGUUGCCAAGAUUGAUCAAGGAAAAUUAAUUGAAGGAAAGCGCUUUGAGAAGAGGGUGGAAAUCAACAAAGACCUCUCUCUCUCAAUCAGCUCUGCUGUGUACAAUGACAAGGGCUCAUAUGUGUGUGUCUGUGAUAAUCGGAAUGUUGCAGAUGUAAAGCUAGAUGUUCUGGUCCCGACAGAAAUAUCAGCUCACGUCGGAGAUAAUGUCACACUUCACUGCUAUGGCUCGACCAAUAAGCAGGUGACCAAUGUUGAGAUGUAUGUCCAGUGGGAGAAAGAUGGACAGACUGUGCUGAAGAUUGACCCGACCAAUACUACCUAUGGCCCUGGAUUCAUGAACAGGACAUCAGUGACCAGGGAUGGUUACGGAGAGGGUGACCUCUCUCUCACCAUCACCGGUGUACGCUCGUCUGACCAGGGAACCUACCUGUGCUUCUUCAACCGGGAUAAUGACCCAGGAUAUCCACAUGGAGUCACUCUCACUGUCAAAGAAAAGCAAUUGGAGCCUGCAAUGAUUGAUAGUGAAAGGAGUAGAGUACCAGUGAUAGUAAUAAUUAUUCUACUUCUGUCAAUCAUUUUUGUGCUCGGGUUACUGGCGAUGUACAAGGGAAACAGGAGACAGCCAACAGAGGACUACACAGUCACUAGAACAGAGGACAGCGCGAUGAUUAACAUAGCAUCACCACCACAUCUCUCCAUCGAGGAACUUCCUGUUCCAGUUCAGGAUAGCCAACCGCUGCCAGGAGUCCGAAGAAUCCAGAGUUGUUGUGAUGAUCAUCUUGAUGAGAUCACGUGCCCUGAGGGGAUGGAUGAACGCACAGAGGAAGAGGAGGAGCUCCAUCUCCCUGUUGCUGAACGUGGGACACUGCUAGAGCAGAAGAAGAGUAACACAGGGAGUUGAGUUAUGUAUGAAGGUAGUCUGUUUUGGUUGACAACUUCUUUGUUGUUGUGAAAUGUUCUAUGUUCACUGAAGUGGAUGUGGAUGUCUUCCUAUCAUAGUUUACUGUAUGUAUCGGUAGCCAAUGACUGUAGCUUGAUUGGCUUGGGUCAAAUGAUACAGGGUUUGUUUUGUCUAUGGCCCAGUCUUAGCUGAUGUCCAGCCUAGUCUUCCAGCCUCACUGGUGGCUUAAAUUGUUUAAUCUCUUUGGUGGUGGUGCUACUGAUAUUGUAACUGGAAGGUUUACUGGUCAAGCUCAACGUCACAUCUAAUCUGGCCUUGCUUGAUAUCUCAGGGGAUAUCACAGUACAUGUAAUACACAAUACCCCCACAAGAGGGCAUACGUACACCAUAAUUUUUUAUGUGAACUGUGAAUAUUUUUGGGUCAGUGAUCCCUACCCUAAAUCCUAACCUUAAACCACAAGCAAUACCUUAAUCCUUACAUUAAACUAUUUUACAUUUCAACUUCUGUGGGGUAGGCACGUCCCAAGGAUCCUUGAUAACAGAUGAAUGUAUUAUUAUAACAUAUUACAUGAUAUGUAAUAAAUAUACACAUUUGCUAAAUGAUUAUAAAGAAUAUUUGCUAUA